Molecule: messenger RNA, 1791 nt
Organism: Arachis ipaensis
Lineage: Eukaryota; Viridiplantae; Streptophyta; Magnoliopsida; Fabales; Fabaceae
Source: RefSeq, a predicted model, not a curated record
UAUGAGUAAAAAAUUGUGUGCAUAAAACAUGGUGGACUACCACGGUUUAUGCAGGAUAUAGUAUAAAUAUAGAAGCCGCUGUGGUCAUGGCGGAUCACAUUUAAGCUAUAGCAAAUUUUGUGAAGUUGGGUGGCUGAGAAAGAAUCGGGAGCUUUGAUGUUUAGGGGCCGGUUUGAGGUUUUGAACCAGUUGGAUGGUGGAUCGAUGGAAGACGAAGGUCGCAUGUACCGGUUAAAUGGCGUUGCGCAUGUGGCUGGAUACAUCGAACAAGAGCCUAGUAGGGUUAUUAGCGGUGUGAGGAGACAGCAGAAUAUGCCUUUACACGACCAGAUUAUACCGUAUUUGGAGACCGCGGGCUUGUAUCACUUGGCUAGGCUGAACAGUCAGUGGUUCUGGGUUGAUGAGCCUCUACUUAGCGCAUUCAUUGAGAGGUGGCGUCCUGAGACCCACACCUUCCACAUGCCGUUUGGGGAGUGUACUAUCACUUUGCAAGAUGUGGCCUAUCAGCUGGGUUUGCCCAUCGAUGGGGAGCCCGUUAGUGGGUGCCUGACUGAGUUUGAGAAUCUGAUGGAAAACGGAAGACCCGCAUGGGUGUGGUUUCGCCAGUUGUUUGGGGAGUUACCUCCGCAGAAUAAAAUCAAGCAGAUGACAGUGUGCUACACAUGGUUCCAUGAAAGGUUUCGGGUUCUCCCAGUAGAUGCUAGUGAAGAGACCGUGCGUAUAUACGCGCGUGCUUACAUUCUGAUGUUGUUGUCCUCUCAGCUAUUUGCGGACAAGAACGCAAACCGGGUUCACCUUCGGUGGUUGCCUUAUUUGGCAUCGAUGGACGACUUGGGCCGAUAUAGCUGGGGGUCGGCUGCACUGGCCUGGUUGUAUAGAUGUCUUUGUCGUGGGACAAACAGAAAUGUUGUUAACUUGGCCAGUCCACUACAGCUUUUACAGUCUUGGAUUUUUUGGAGGUUUCCCAGUUUGAGGCCUAGUGGUUUUGAUGUGUUCGGGUUUCCGCUUGCAUCCAGGUGGGCUACAUAUCUACCGAGAAACGAUGCAGUGGAUCAGAGAGUGGUGGCUGCACGCCUUUCUUUGGAUAGAUUGCGUUUUCAUGAUUUUGUGUGGGAGCCUUAUUCAUCUCCCGAGGUAGCUGCUGUUGUUCAUCCGGAGAUACUAGUUGAUGAGCACCGUAGGCUAUGGACGGCGGUCACUAGCCUGAUAUAUUUUGCUGCGAUUGAGUGGCAUCAGGUGGAUAGGGUGGUACCGCAGUUCGGUGGUGUUCAGCAUCUCCCUCAGUUUGCUCUAAACAUAGAUUGGCUCCAUGCGAAGGAUGGAAGGGGUGGAGAUCGAUGGUUCCCCAGAUAUUAUCAGGAGUGGCAUUUGCAUUGGGAGAACCGGGUUGAUUCAGUCAUACCGGUCGAGCAAGUAGCUGACCCCGGUCCAUCAGCUGAGUACUUGGACUGGUGGUGCCGUGUGGGUCACAGAUUCCUAUCCCCAGAUGUUGCAUUUCAUGAUCUGAGGCCGAUUGUUUUGACCGAGGAGGCUCGUCACAGAGGGUCGUCGCAGGCACCUCCCAGGGUGCAGGUUCCCGACAGGCCGGACAACAGGCAAGUGGAUCGGCGUCGCCGUAUAGGCACACGUACCACCGAUCGAGAGUGGCGAUGGCUCGACGACCGUUUGGAUGAGGACCUAGUAGGUGCUGAUGAUAGAGGUGUUGUGGAUCAUCGUGUUCCUCGACGUAGAGCCAGACGACAGGGUGGACGGGAUGGUCGUGGACGGGCUCGAGCCACAGGUAUUCGCUGA